Messenger RNA from Oppia nitens, 1391 nucleotides. Its product is annotated as coiled-coil domain-containing protein R3HCC1L-like. The transcript is spliced from 5 exons. The record is from RefSeq and is a predicted model, not a curated record. NCBI's taxonomy places the organism in Eukaryota, Metazoa, Arthropoda, Arachnida, Sarcoptiformes, Oppiidae. Bases 312 to 1316 code for a protein of 334 amino acids.
AAUGUAUAUUUUAUGACAAAUAAAUCAAUUUAUAGUUAAAACUGGAUUUAAAAGCAAUUAAUUUUCGUUAUUUGUCGUCAAAGGACUUGGAUUUCGCUGAAAAAGUUAUCGAAGAAAUUCAAUCAUUUGAACGAAGAGGAAGUGUCCAAAGUGUUCUUGUAUUUCCACCAAUUGAACGACGAUAUCGUUAUUUGUUUCAUGAGUUGACACAAACAUAUUUCGGUCAAACACUCGGAACCGUUUCCAUCGGAUUUGAAGGACAACGACAACCUCUUCUUUACUUUAAUGCAGUCAUUGAGUUUGGGCACCAAAUGGACACAAUUGAAGACAAAUCGAUGACCAAAUCAUCUAAUAGUGGUAAACAUAAACAAACAAAAGCACACAAACCUGUCAAACAAUCGCAAAGAUAUAAUGACCGAAAGUCUCGGCGACCGGAUAUGAAAUUUUAUGUCCCACCGAAAGCCAAGACUGAUAAUAGUAGUGGCGAUGACAAGACUGUUGACAGGGAUGAGUCAUCUGAAGAAAUGAUGUGCCAAAACAUCAACUCAUUAAUUGAUCUGCAAAUAUCUGACUCUAGUCUUGAGUCUAAUGUCACGCACACAACACAUCCAUUAUUAGUUAAUAACACUCAAAAUGAAUCAUUUGAUACCAAAGAGUCCAAUGAAAACAAUACAACGAAAAAAGAAGAAGAAGAAGAAGAUAAUUCUUGGGAUACAAUGUUUGACGAUAACGGCGAUUGUGUUGACCAACAAUUUGCUGAUAAAGUUAGUGAUUUGAUUUGUAAUAAAAAAGUAGACUUAAAACUUGAGAAAUCACGAAUCGAUUACUUAAAUUUUGAGUCUAAAGAGCCUGAAAUCGGUGACACAGAACUGCCGCACGUUCUCGAAGUAUAUGACUUUGCUUCUGAAGUGAAGACACAGGACAUUAUAACCUCAAUCUCUAUAUUUAAUUCUCGUGAUUUUGAUAUUAAAUGGGUUGACGACACUCACGCCUUAGCUGUGUUUUCUAAUGGCAGGACAGCCACUGAAGCCCUUAAAUUUAGUUAUCCUAAUAUUAAAUUACGACCUCUUUCUCAAGCUAUUAAAGAAUCAAAACUUAAAGCACGCAAUAGUUCCGAAUUUUUACAGCCAUAUAAACAAAGGCCUCAAACAAGUGCUUCAUUAGCCCGAAGGCUAGUAACACAAUCACUAGGACUCAGGGAUAGAAUAACACCCGAACAACGGGCCAGAGAAAGAAAACAGUUGGCCGACGCUAAAGAAAAGAAAAAGUUAGCCGUAAAACAAAAUAUCGAUGUCUGGGAAGGAAAUGUCUUAUAAACAUAACAUUUAAAUAAUCAAUAGUAAUGUAAUAUAUAUUUAAACUUAUUAAAAGUACAUUUAUUAAAUAUUUGU